AAAAGCUGAUCACCACACACAGUCUACGAAUCUAGUUCAUUCAACAAACCUAAUACACCACCUCUUCUUCCACAGCAAACAAGCAGCGCUACAUCAAGAUGCCUCUCGUAGUUCCCGGCCUACAGUCCACAGACGGAAAGGAAGACUGGAUGACCAAGCUCAUGGGCAAGAAACUUGGUGAUCAGCAUGAUGAGAUGACAUUCGCAAAGACCGAUCUCCCCAAGGAACACCGCAUCGUCAAGCCCGAUUCGAUGAGCACCAUGGAUCACAAGCCUGAGAGGCUGAAUGUCCAUGUUGAUGAGGAUGGUACGGUUAAGAAGGUCACCCAUGGUUAGGCGCGAGUGGUUGCUGUUACAUGGCGCAGGGCUACAGACGAUAUAACAAUCUGAUGGAGUUAGGGUAGUGGUGCGGUAUGAGGUAUGAAUAUUGAAGGUCAUCUUAACAGAACUCAACAAGGAAAUAAGUCACGGUUUCUUGAACACC
Pyrenophora tritici-repentis Pt-1C-BFP is the source of this 483-nucleotide messenger RNA. Its product is annotated as Inhibitor-I78 domain containing protein. The record is from RefSeq and is a predicted model, not a curated record. NCBI's taxonomy places the organism in Eukaryota, Fungi, Ascomycota, Dothideomycetes, Pleosporales, Pleosporaceae.